Lynx canadensis (Canada lynx) is the source of this 3039-nucleotide messenger RNA. RefSeq names its product platelet derived growth factor C (gene PDGFC). Gene Ontology annotation, biological process: positive regulation of ERK1 and ERK2 cascade; positive regulation of protein autophosphorylation; positive regulation of phosphatidylinositol 3-kinase/protein kinase B signal transduction. NCBI's taxonomy places the organism in Eukaryota, Metazoa, Chordata, Mammalia, Carnivora, Felidae. The record is from RefSeq and is a predicted model, not a curated record. The coding region runs from base 542 to 1579 and encodes 345 amino acids. Gene Ontology annotation, molecular function: growth factor activity; platelet-derived growth factor receptor binding. Gene Ontology annotation, cellular component: membrane. The transcript is spliced from 6 exons.
CCCCUCCCCCUUCGGGGGUGGGGGUGGGGCGGGGGAGAGGGGCGCCCGGAGAGCGCAUCUAUUGGCAGCUUUGUUAUUGAUCAGAAAGUGCUCGCCGCCGACUUGGCUUCGGGCUGGCUUCGCUCGACCCUGGAGUUUUCGCCUCUGUCCUGUCCCCCGAACUGACAGGUGCUCCCAGCAACUUGCUGGUGACUUCUCGCCGCUCCCCCGGCUCCCCCGCGUCCCCACCCCCUCUUUCCUCCCUCGCCUUCACCCCCACCCCCACCACUUCGGCACAGCUCAGGAUUUGUUUAAACCUUGGGAAACUGGUUCAGGUCCAGGUUUUGCUUUGAUCCUUUUCAAAAACUGGAGACACAGAAGAGGACUCUAGGAAAAAGUUUUGGAUGGGAUUAUGUGGAAACUACCCUGCGAUUCCUUGCUGCCAGAGCAGGCUCGGCGCUUCCACCCCAGUGCAGCCUUCCCCUGGCGGUGGUGAAAGAGACUCAGGAGUAGCUGCUUCCAAAGUGCCCGCCGUGAGUGAGUUCUCGCCCCAGUCAGCCAAAUGCUCCUCUUCGGGCUUCUCCUGCUGACAUCUGCCCUGGCCGGCCAGAGACACGGGACUCAGGCUGAGUCCAACCUGAGUAGUAAAUUCCAGUACUCCAGCAACAAGGAACAGAACGGAGUACAAGAUCCCCAGCAUGAGAGAAUUAUUACUGUGUCUACUAAUGGAAGUAUUCACAGCCCGAGGUUUCCUCAUACUUAUCCAAGAAAUAUGGUCUUGGUAUGGAGAUUAGUAGCAGUAGAAGAAAAUGUUUGGAUACAGCUUACAUUUGAUGAGAGAUUUGGGCUUGAAGACCCAGAAGAUGACAUAUGCAAGUAUGAUUUUGUAGAGGUUGAAGAACCCAGUGAUGGAACUAUUUUAGGACGCUGGUGUGGUUCUGGUACAGUGCCAGGAAAACAGAUUUCUAAAGGAAAUCAAAUCAGGAUAAGAUUUGUAUCUGAUGAAUAUUUUCCUUCUGAACCGGGGUUCUGCAUCCACUACAACAUUGUCAUGCCACAAUUCACAGAGGCCGUGAGCCCUUCAGUGUUACCCCCUUCAGCUUUGCCUCUGGAUCUGCUUAAUAAUGCUGUCACCGCCUUUAGUACCUUGGAAGAUCUUAUUCGGUAUCUUGAACCAGAUAGAUGGCAAUUGGACUUGGAAGAUCUAUACAGGCCAACUUGGCAACUUCUUGGCAAAGCUUUUGUUUUUGGAAGAAAAUCCAGAGUGGUGGAUCUGAACCUUCUAAAAGAGGAGGUAAGACUAUACAGCUGCACACCUCGUAACUUCUCGGUGUCCAUAAGGGAAGAACUAAAGAGAACCGAUACCAUUUUCUGGCCAGGUUGUCUCCUGGUUAAACGCUGUGGUGGAAACUGUGCCUGCUGUCUCCACAACUGCAAUGAGUGUCAGUGCGUCCCGAGUAAAGUCACUAAAAAAUACCAUGAGGUCCUUCAGUUGAGACCAAAGAGUGGUGUCAGGGGAUUGCAUAAAUCUCUCACAGACGUGGCCCUGGAGCACCACGAGGAGUGUGACUGUGUGUGCAGAGGGCACACAGGAGGAUAACCGCAUCAGCACGCACAGCCUCUCUCUCCCAGAGCAGUACAGCUCAGUGGCUGAUCUGUUAGAGAACUUGCGCAUUAUCUCCAUCCGUAAUCUCAGUUGUUUGCUUCAGGGACCUUUCAUCUUCAGGAUUUACAGUGUAUUCUAAAAGAGGAGACACCACACGGAAUUAAAAGUUGUGCAACGGCUCUUUUGAGAGGAGAGGCCCGAAUAACAGGAGUAAAGGUCUUUGGUCCUGGAAAAAAAAAUGAAUGUUGUGCAUCACUAGCUAGUGACAGAGUUGCCUUGUGCUUACUCAGCUAGCUGUGUUCCGUAUUUCAGCUGUCUCCAUGCGGCUUAGGCUAAUGUCAGUACGGGGGAAAAACUGUGCGAUGAGCACCUGAUUCUGUUGCCUUGCUUAACUCUAAAGCUCCAUGUUCUGGGCCUAAAAUCACAGAAAUCUGGAAUUGUUUCCUUACAUUCACAUAUAUAAACCAGAGUGUUCUAUGUCCUACAACCUUGGUUUUUAAAAAGGAAGGGUGUUACGAUAAAUCAAACUUGUGUCAUGCUGACAGGAAAGACUGGAUUUUCCAUAUUUCUUACUAAAAAUUCCACCAUUUAGAAGAAGAGAACUCUGGAAGAGACAAACCUGAAGAGUGGCCUUAUCUUCACUUUAUCUACAAGUCGGUUUAUUUGUUUUAUCGUGUACAUUUUUAUAUUCUCCUUUUGACACUAUAACUGUUUGCUUUUCUAAUCUUGUUAAAUAUAUCUAUUUUUACCAAAGGUAUUUAAUAUUCUUUUUUAUGACAACCUAGAUCAACUAUUUUUUAGCUUGGUAAAAUUUUUCUAAACAGAAUUGUUAUAGCCAGAGGAACAAAGAUGAUAUAAAAUAUUGUUGCUCUGACAGAAAUACAUGUAUCUCAUGGUCAUACGGUGCUAGAGCUUAGAUUGAUCUGCGUUUUAAAAUAUUGAAGUGGGAAAUCAAUAGGAUUUGAUAAGUUGCAAAGACUUGGAAAAUAAAUUAUCAUAUCUUCUACCCCUAUUAUUGGAAAUGCAAAUAAAAAGCAACCUAUGAAAGUUAGGCAUUCAGAUUCAGAAUCAACUACUAACCCCUAACCCUUCUUUUGGUUAAUGUGAGCCUAGCUCAGAAGAAUAUAAAGCACCUUGAAGAAAGACUGGACAGCUUACUGACAAAGCGCACUCUGCUAUCCUGUAGGAACACAUCCUAUUUAUUGUGAUGUUCUGGUUUUAUUAUCUUUAAACUCUGUUCCAUACCCUUGUAUAAAUACAUGGAUAUUUUUAUGUACAGAAGUAUAUCCCGUAACCAAUUCACUUAUUGUACUCUUUGGCAAUUGAAAUGAAAAUCAGUAAAUUACUUUGCUUGUACAAUGCUUAAUAUCGUGCCUAGGUUAUGUGGUGACUAUUUGAAUUAAAAACGUAUUGGAUCACCAAAUAAAAAAAAAUGUGGCUAUUUUGGAGAUAAA